Symbiodinium sp. CCMP2592 is the source of this 1929-nucleotide messenger RNA. NCBI's taxonomy places the organism in Eukaryota, Dinophyceae, Suessiales, Symbiodiniaceae. The record is from the annotation of a GenBank genome assembly.
AUGGCCCAUGCAACUGCGAGACGGGAGCAGGUACUUACAUACAACCAGGCCAUCAGUCUCCAAGGAAGAAGAAGCUGGAGAAAUGCUCUGGCGGUGAUUCGUGUGAUGUGUUCUGCACGAAUAUCUCCGGACGCUGUGUCGUACAAUUCCUGCAUUAGCUCCUGCGGCCGUGCGACCACAUGGGACAGGACUCUGGACAUCCUCCGAGCCUUCUAUAGAAGCUCGACUCGGCUAAACACAGUCACGUUCAAUGCCACCAUGCAAGCCUGUGUCAACCAGCACAUCUGGGGUUUGGCAAUCAUGAAAUUGGAAGAGCUUCGUCAACAAGACCUCAGCUACGAUUCUGUGACAUGCACCACGUCGAUUUGCAACUACGCCGAGGUGUCCCUGUGGGAACAAGCUUGGCGAAGUCUGUCACAUAUGCCAAAGAACUCUGUACAGGUUAGUGUCCUCGCAAUAGGUGCGGUUUUGAAUGCAUGCGAGAAGGACAGGCAGUGGAGGCGAGCUCUAGGUGUACAAGAUUGGAGCUUUCAAGCUGGCCUCGAAAUGAACACAGUUUUGGGCAAUAUCAUGAGCUGUGUGCACAGGGCAUGCAUGCUUUGGCGAAGGUCCAUCUUCGUUCUUCAUGGUUUCCAGCUGCGGAACUUGGAACCAGAUGUCAUUGCCUUCAGUAGCUGCACCAGGGGAUGCUCGGCUGUAUUGGCCUGGGAAAGGGCCGUCGUCUUUCUGCAACUUCUGGGCGGAUCUGGCAUCCCUGCUGACACUCUCAUGUGCAACUCACAGAUCAGCUCGUGUGGUUCUUGGCCGGCCGCUUUACUGCUUUUGGCUGAGAUGCCACUCUCGAGUGUGCGAUGCAGCAUUGCAUCACACAACUCAUGCGUCGACAUGACAGCCAAGUCCUCGGCUUGGCCAUGUGCCUUCAUGCAAGUCAAGGAGCUUCAGGUAAGAGGCUUACACCCGGAUGUGAUCACCCUGACCGCAAGCAUGGCAGUGACUGCAGCAACAGAAUCGAGGGAGUCCGAGUGGCAGCGGGCCUUGGCCCUGGCUUUGCCCGACAAGCAGGAAAGGCCCCUCACUGCCCUUAUCAUUUCUCAGAGGUGGCAUGAUGCUCUCAGCAUGCUUUUGAGUCUCAUCUACCUUGGAACGAGGCCAGGAGGUAGCAUCAUCGCCCAGAAUGCAGCGAUCAGUGCCUGUGAGAGGGAAGGGGCCUGGGAGUUUGCUUCGCACUUGCUCCGAUGGCCCACUGGACAUAGCAUGCUUGGAGAUACCAUUGCGCACAGCGCGGCAGUCACCGCUUGUGCACGUGCUAUUCAGUGGGCUGAUGCUGCUGUUCUCACAAGCCAGAUAGCUGCUGAGCGGCUUCAGCCCAAUGCGGUCACUUUGAAUGCCGUCUUAAGCGCAUGUGACAGGGCGGUGCUGUGGCUGGCAGCAUUCCAAUGUCUCCAAACGUUCCAUCACAUCAGACUGUUGCCAGACCGCAUCACAUACAACACAAGUUUGAGCGCUUGCGCGAAGAGCGCGCAAUGGAGAAAAGCAACGCACCUUCUCCACGAAGUCGAUCAUACAUCUCUCAAGGCUACGCUCAUCACCUACAAUUCUGCUUGGAAGGCAUACAGCAAAUCACUUCAAUGGCAUCAUGCGUUGGCCCUGUGGUCCCGAAUUCAGAAUUCUGUACAGCCCAACUCCAUGUCCUACGAGGCUAUCUUGGCAGGCUUCAAGAGUCAGUGGCGGCUUGCAUGGUUUUUUCUGUCGCAGAUCCGGCUUGCGUCUGUAGAGUUUGCAGCUGCUCCAUAUGAGCAUGUCAUGUCAGCGUGUUUCAUGGCAUGCCAAUGGCGCAAGCUGCCGCUUUUGGCGGAGACUGUCUCGCACCAGACACUUUGUCUUUUGGGAGACCAUCGCAGACGCGAUGGGAUGGUGUGUGCCAAAUAA